Messenger RNA from Harpegnathos saltator (Jerdon's jumping ant), 811 nucleotides. Its product is annotated as peptidyl-tRNA hydrolase ICT1, mitochondrial. The coding region runs from base 104 to 709 and encodes 201 amino acids. Gene Ontology annotation, cellular component: mitochondrial large ribosomal subunit. NCBI's taxonomy places the organism in Eukaryota, Metazoa, Arthropoda, Insecta, Hymenoptera, Formicidae. The transcript has 3 exons. Gene Ontology annotation, molecular function: translation release factor activity, codon nonspecific; peptidyl-tRNA hydrolase activity. The record is from RefSeq and is a predicted model, not a curated record. Gene Ontology annotation, biological process: mitochondrial translational termination.
AGAGAGUGUGGUUAGGGUUAGGUUAGGUUACGAUAUAACCAUACACUUUCCCCGAGUGUUUUGGUUCGAAAAAUUCGAGUAACGAGGGUGAACGAGGAUCAAGAUGAAUUUUGUCGGACGACAAUGUCUGAGAGUUUUACAAAACAACGUGAAACAUCAAAGCUUGUCGUACAAUUUCGACAGAGUGUUCAGUUUUAAGAGUGCCUUGUCGUUGGAGAAUUUGUACCCGGAAAGCAGACAGAAGCUCUACACCCCGAGUUUUGUGCCAGAUCCUAACUUGAAAUUCGAUGGUUUCAUACCCAUGAACAAGCUGGAUAUCAAGUACAGUGCUAGCAGUGGGCCAGGAGGGCAGCAUGUCAAUCGUGUUAACACCAAAGUCGAUCUGAGGUUCCAACUGAGUACUGCUACCUGGCUGUCAGAGGAAAUUAGAACAAAGUUAGCAGAACAAUAUAAAAACAAGGUAAACAAGGAUGGUUACUUGGUAAUCCAGUCGGACCUAACAAGAUCCCAACACUUGAACCUAGCCGAUGCCUUAGAAAAGCUAAGGGAAAUGAUUAGGUCUACUCUGGUGGAACCGCCAAAACCAACACCCGAAUCAGAGGAGAAGAAGAGGAAGAAUCUAUUGAGAGCCGCCAGGGAGAGACUGCAUGAAAAGAGAAUUCGUUCGCAAAUCAAGCAAAGCAGACGAGUCCCGCACACUGAAUUCUAAAAUAAUCUAGUUCGAUUAAUUUACCCAUCUAAUCACUCUGUACAGCAUAUAUAUAUAUAUAUAGAUAUAUAAAAUAACUGACAAAAUAAAGAAAGAAUACCU